AUGCGCGCAACCAUCUCAAUUGCGUCGUCUUUCCCACUCCUCGCCAGCCUAGCCCAAGCCACCUGGCUGACCAUGGUUGACAACGGAGGCUGCAUGAACGUCGCACCCGAGAAUCUAGACGGAUGGAAAGGCGACCUCGACCCCUACGACCAAUGGGAAUACAAGAAUGGCUCCCGCGUACCCUACACAUCCGUAUGCUCCGUUGUGGGCAUUGACUACGACAACCCAAAUCAACCCAUCACAUUGACACUGAACAACCCAAUCAAUCUCGGCGACCGCGGCCAAGCCACCCUUUCCACAAUCUGGAAAAAGGUAUACCCAGCACCGUCCUGGGCGUGCAGACCCUACUUCAACUGCCCUUAUUCGGCACCCGGGUGCACGGCGAAUUUCACGUGGGAUCCUAAACUCCCGGUGGUGUAUUUGAAAAAUUUUACGAGCCCAACUGGUGUCGAGAACCCGAAUAUCGUGUGUCUCUGGUACGAAAAUCGUACGUCUCUUCUCUCUGCCUUCUUGCAAGCUACCCCUCAACAAACAGCAACAUCCCCAAUGCCUUCCCAUCGCAUCAACACUCCAUCAUCUGACAUCUGUUUGUUUGCAACAGAGACCACCAUCAUCACGACGGACGGACAAUACCAAUGCUGCGAUUAUGAGUCAGCGGCGCCCGUGCUACCCUUGCAGGUCAAUCCAUACUACAAUGGUUGGGGCAAUCAGUACACUGGGCCUUGGCCCUCUGUCCCCUGGUGGUGGAUUAACCCUUUCGCUGCCUCCACUUAG
This is a messenger RNA of Letharia columbiana, 774 nucleotides long. RefSeq lists its product as uncharacterized. The record is from RefSeq and is a predicted model, not a curated record. Bases 1 to 774 code for a protein of 257 amino acids. The transcript has 2 exons. Lineage: Eukaryota; Fungi; Ascomycota; Lecanoromycetes; Lecanorales; Parmeliaceae.